Messenger RNA from Diprion similis, 1542 nucleotides. Its product is annotated as zwei Ig domain protein zig-8-like. The record is from RefSeq and is a predicted model, not a curated record. The transcript has 6 exons. Gene Ontology annotation, cellular component: neuron projection membrane. Gene Ontology annotation, biological process: synapse organization. Lineage: Eukaryota; Metazoa; Arthropoda; Insecta; Hymenoptera; Diprionidae. The coding region runs from base 321 to 1268 and encodes 315 amino acids.
GCUCGUGGACAAGCAUAAGUCUGGAAUGACUAGAAUACAAUAUCGUCAGCAUAUAACAAAUCCACACAAAAAUAUUGUAGCUCGUACGCAUGAUGAAAGAUUCGUUAAAAAAUUUUUGGAAGACAGAUGUCUUGAGAAUGACAAGAUUAAGUGUAUAAGUAACGCAAACUGCAAGAAUAAUAAAUGUUUCAAGAACAUAUCCAGUCUAAAGCCUGCAGCAAGCCGCAUUUAAGCUGCGUUCCGAGGUGCAAUAUGGGAAAUCGACGAUACGUUAAGUAAAAACAGAAGAGAAGUAUAGGAGUGUCUCAUCUUAAGGACUCAUGACGGCAAGACAUAACGAUGGUGCCUCAACGAUUGUCCUUGUAUUUCUCCUAUUGCUCAACGUCAUGCUACAGAUCGAGAGUUUAGCCGGCAUCGAGACGGAUAACGUAGCGAAAACUGGACAAGAAUCUGCCGGGGAAUCACCGGCAAUUGUCGAAAACGAUUUGGUAGCCCCCAUGAGUUUUGGGACUGAUAACUCUACAGUAAUAGUCGCACAGACUGGGUCAACUGCCCUCAUACCAUGCAUCGUAAAAAAUAUUGGUGACAGCAUGCAUGUAUCGUGGAUACGAAGAAGAGGUGUUCAGCAACUGUUAACCGUCGGCUUAACGACGUAUGCGAGUGAUGAGCGUUUCCAGGCGAUACAUUUUCAACACAGCGAAGACUGGACGCUUCAAAUAAAAUACGUCCAACAACGUGACGCAGGAGUUUACGAAUGUCAAGUGUCCACGCACCCUCCAUCCAGCAUAUUCCUAUUGCUACAGGUGGUCGAUGCACACACGGAAAUAGACGGACCGAUGGAAAAAUUCGUCAGACCCGACAGCACGCUGUUGCUGCACUGUGUUGUUAAAAAAUCGACCGAAAUACCGUCGUAUUUGUUUUGGUACCAUAAUUCUCGUAUGGUGAACUUCGAUACCGAUCAAGGAUACAAUGUUAGCAGGGAUUCAUCGGGGAGAGAAAGUUGGCUCGAAGUUUCCAGAGCGACGUCACGUCAUUCUGGAAAUUAUACAUGCGUUGCGAGUAACGCGAAGUCGACGCGUGUUCUAAUACAUAUAUUCAACGGGGAUAAUCCAGCAGCAAUGCAGCAUAGUGCAGCCGCAUCUUCUGCCAUAAGUUUACAUCCUCUAUAUCUUGUUAUUACGGUUGUCCUUAAUAACUUUAUCGCUGCGGUUUUAUCGCGGCGCGUACAUUCGUCCAAUGAAAAUAUCAAAAUUAAGUACUUUCGAUGAGAACACGAAUAAAGAAUGAACUCCCAGCACGAGUCGUCGUUAUAAAUUCUGAAUUAUUUAUGAUAGUUGAAGUUCAGCUAAAGUGGAUAAUGUUAUGAACUUGAGAUAUUCCAAUUUGAAACCGACAUAAUAUGUAUGACGGUGUCGUGAAAGUUUUAAAAAACUAUGACGAUUAAUCAAAACGAAAUUACACCUCAUUGUUUAACGAACAACUAUAUAUUUCGGGAAUUCCAUGCGAACACGAACUACGUCUGACCGUCACCAUUUCUGAGUU